GAGAGAGAGAGUGAGAGUGGAGGCCUAUGACCUUGAAUAAACUUUCUCUGGUUUUUUUUUAUUGAUAUUAUCAAUCCUGUAGAAAGAAAGUCUUUUUUUAUAUUUUCCCUGCCGCGAAAGGACAGAGAGAGAGACUAGAUCAAAACGUUGACUUGAGACGAUUACUUCUGAUCAAACAAGAAGAACGCAGGCAAAUCUAACCUUUGGCCAAAGAAAUCUGAUGCGUCCCCUACAGAGAUUGCCGGAGAUUCCCAGAGAAAUGGAUCACGCUAGAUUGCGCCAAGAAUACAAGGAUGAACGCUUGUGUAUGAAGAUUUUGGAUAGAAUGCGUGGUGAUAGUCCUGAAAGAGUUUUGCUGACUGGGAAAUCCGGAAUCGGUAAGACGAGGCUGGCAAGGAAGGUAGGCGAGCAUGCAAUAAAAGAUCCCUUGUGCUACCUCACCCUCUGCAUGCACCUCAACUACAAGAUUGAAGAUGAACUAUCACUUUAUGAAAACAUAGCUUUCCAAAUGGAAGUGUAUGACAGAGACAGGUUGCUAGCGGAUGACUUGGUCAAGGCUUUGAAAGACAAGAUAACUGCAGAGCUCAUCAGGAGAAAGACACAAGCUGUAGAAAAAGUAAGGGCUCUAAAAGUGGAGAGAACAACAAAGACAUCAUCUGCAGUAGUGCCUUAUAUUCUGCUGAUCCUUGAUGAUGAAGGAAACCCGACCAGUGAAGACAAAGUGAUGAAAGAGUUAGGCCUUGGGAGCUUUCUCAAAGAUUACGCACCUCUAAAAAUCCUUAUUACUAGAGGAAAAAGAUAUGAAAACGCGACAAGGAGUGAGGGGGAAACGGAGUCCUCUGCCACGGACAAGCCACAAGAUACAGAGUUCCAGGGGGACAAAGUGAUGAAAGAGUUAGGCCUUGGGAGCUUUCUUAAAGAUUACGCACCUCUAAAAAUCCUUAUUACUAGAGGAAAAGGAUAUGAAAACGCGACAAGGAGUGAGGGGGAAACGGAGUCCUCUGCCACGGACAAGCCACAAGAUACAGAGUUCCAGGGGGAUAAUAUGUCUGAUUUAUUUGAGUACCUUAUCAAGAACGAUGCAAGUGAGUUGCUUAACUCCCUUGAGAAAGCUUGGAAGAUUGACGAGCCAUUGAUAUCUCGCAUGGCGCGAAGAACCAGUUUGCCCGCAGCAAUCGUCGUUCUUGCCAAGUCCCUAAAUUGCAUCACACGUCAGAACACUUUCAAGAGUCUUUCUUCCAAACAAGAAAAGGUUUUAAAGGAUGUUUUAUCCCCCAUUGAGCCAGCCGAUUCAGUUUCUCAAUACGAUCCUAUCCUGCAACUUGCUUAUCAGCUGUUGGAAACCGAUGAUCCAUCGAAGAAUGCCAUUAUUGAUUGUUUUUGGCAGCUUGACUUUUUUGAGCACUGCGGCUGUUAUUACCGUGACCUGAUCACACAAUGGAUACUUGAAGGUUACUUUGAACCUGUUCGAUCUGUUAAGAAGGCUUACAACGAUGGUCAUGAUAUCUUGUUGGAGCUUAUCAACCGUGGUUUUCUGAAGAUACAAGAGGGUGAUAUGGUUGUACCAGAGAUGGCAAUGAACAAUAUAACCGAUCUUCGGCAUCAUGGGCUCUUAGGCAGAUCUCGGCUCCGGUUUGCCAGGGUUGAUGGUGGUGACAAGAUCAAAGGUCUAGGGAAAAUCAUCCAAAUAGAUGAUAUGAUAAAAACAGUACAAGCAAAGAAACGAGACAACAUUUUUACGAUUCUGGUAAGUGGAAACCGUCUACGUCGUGAAGUACCUCAAAAAUUCUUCGAGCAGAUGACGGAUCUUAAAGUACUUGCUCUUUUCGAUCCAACAGUGGAGGGUUUAACUGGGUAUUUAAAGGAUCUAAUUCAACUGCGAGUUCUUGUGAUCAGGAACUGUGAUCUACUGUCAGAUAUCGAGGAGCUUAGGAGUCUACAAUGGCUACAAGUUCUUGAAAUUUCUGGAGCUAGCUCUUUGGAAACUAUCUCCGAUGACUUCUUUGCCUCGAUGUCUGAACUUCAAAGUCUUAAUCUCUCUGGACUUCGGAUCAAACAUUUACCAUCCAGCAUUUCUCAACUCAAGAACCUCCAGAGUCUCAUCCUUAGGGACUGUCCUGUAUUGGAACACUUGCCAGACAUACAGGAACUAGAGAAGCUCGAGGUUGUUGAUGUCCGUGGAUCACACAACCUGAAAACUUGCUUCGGCGAAAGAUUUGACACACGCAGAAACCAAACCUUUUCUCGUCUUCGACAGCUUCAGCUCCUUGACUUUUCAAAGAGCAAAAUAAAACGACUUCCAAUGUUUCAUGCUGUGGCUGACAUGCUUCACUCCUUGACGCGGCUCUCACUGCACAACUGUAGCAAUUUGACAAAGUUGCCCAAUCUCAAACCUUUAUCGGGUCUCCAAAUUCUCGAUCUUUCUGGCACCACCAGUUUAGUGGACAUAGCGACAGUAUGCUUUGAGCAGAAAGAGGAACUCAAAAUUCUUAAUCUGUCGGGCACAAAGUUGACAGAAUUGCCUUCCACCAUCUUUGUGCUAUCGAACCUCAGUCAAAUCCUCCUACGGGGCAGCUCCAACCUAAAAGCAAUCCCAAACGUCGAGGGACUCACAAGCCUCGAGGUCUUUGAUGUUUCAGGGUGCACUGAGUUGCAUACAAUUGAGGGAUCCUUUAAAGACAUGUUUUACCUGCACAAAGUAAAUCUCUCUGGAACCAGGAUAAAAACCUUACCAGAGUUGCCAGAGAAAAGCAUCAUCUGUUGCUCGAAACUCCUUGUUCUGGCAGAUUCAAGAAGAUUGGAACAUGCUACUUGGAGCCAAGUAAAGGAAGCCAUAGAAAAUAGGAUGCCUGAGGAUCUUAGCUCUUCUGGUACCAGCGGUGAAAUCCAAGAAAUCUCAAGAAAGGAGUCAGGAAGAACAGGAAAGAAAGAUUUGAAUGAAGCUUGGGCCUUCGAUUCUCAAUUAUACAAAGGUCACAUAUACAGGGAUAUCUAUACGAACACAAUACCGUUUGUUGAUACCAAAAGUCAUCAGGAAAUCCUAGAGAUCCAUGGAUCUAAUGGCGUAGAUCAAGAUGAGGAAAACUUAGCUAAAGCUGAGUUUGUGGCAUUUGUGGACAACAACGUCGCAAGUCUCUCAUCCAUCUUCAAUGAUUUGAAAUCAGUAAAAGGUUGUUGGCUGGAGAUGUGCAGUGAUAUUAAAACCCUUUUCUCUGAUGUAGAUGAGGAAUCUCUUGGAAACUUGGAGGCUUUGUCAAUAACAAAUUUUCGAUGGUUGGAUAGUAUAUUCAGCAGAGGAUUAACGAAUCUGAAAAAACUAAGCCUAGAUUGUUGCCCGACUAUCAUAACGCUUUUCCCUGAUUCCGCACCUCCCAGCCUGGAAGUCCUGAAAAUAAAGUUUUGUGUUAAGCUGGAGAAAGUGUUUGAAGAAGAAGAUGAAUUCCCGAGUCUGCACACACUGUGCCUUUUUGAGUUACCUGAGCUAUCCGCUGUCGGUGCUAAGUUGCCUAAUCUGGAGACCUACCAAAAAGACAAAUGCCCAAAGCUGAAAUGUUCAAAGGAAAAUCUCAAAAGAGAGAAUAGCCGAGAUGAAAUUCUUUGUGAUUCAGACUGUGAAAAGGCUGAGCACGGUGAGGAUAUAUGAAAAAACCAUGGAAAGCCGUCGAACCAAGAUCGAGUUACUAAGCAUUCUUUCACUGAAUCCUUGUCUUUGAUUACUUACUUUUUUCUCUGUGUUCGUGUUUCUGUAUUUGCACCACGAUUAUCUGUUCAACAUACUGUUUUAUUCUGCUUGCACUUUGUGACUGGCGAUGGACGCUCUGUUUCUCCACUGUACC
This is a messenger RNA of Eutrema salsugineum, 3836 nucleotides long. Its product is annotated as probable disease resistance protein At5g45510. The record is from RefSeq and is a predicted model, not a curated record. Gene Ontology annotation, molecular function: protein binding. Lineage: Eukaryota; Viridiplantae; Streptophyta; Magnoliopsida; Brassicales; Brassicaceae.